Fusarium coffeatum is the source of this 1419-nucleotide messenger RNA. RefSeq lists its product as uncharacterized. NCBI's taxonomy places the organism in Eukaryota, Fungi, Ascomycota, Sordariomycetes, Hypocreales, Nectriaceae. The record is from RefSeq and is a predicted model, not a curated record. The coding region runs from base 1 to 1419 and encodes 472 amino acids. The transcript is spliced from 3 exons.
AUGAGUGCCUCUCAAGAUACGAAAUAUGAAAUUCUCUCUACAAUAACAGAAUUCUUCAAUCUCUCCACCAAACAUCCUCUGCCCAGCAAUGCAAGCGACCAUAUCAUCGAAGCAUCCUACGUCAUCCAAUCCUCCCCGAAUACCCUAGAGCAGACAACUCUCGGAGAGCUAUUCCUCGGCGAAGAGAAGCUCACGCAACAAAUCGAAUGGGCGAUAGAUGAACCCCAAGAAACAUUUAUCUAUGAGAAGCUAGCUGCUGUGUGGACGGGCUGGUCUAUUCGUGCAGACGAUGGUUCGCUUAUAAGCCAUAAAAAAGGCCUCAUCGGAUUAGCAUACGUUGAAGGGAAGUGGAAGAUCUCAGGGUUAGCAUCAACACAGCGUUCCCACUCAACACCAGACAACGACAACGAUCUCGAACAAGAAAUCAUGUCCCCCAUAAAUGCGCUUCUAGCCGACUUCUCGUCACCAGACUGGUCCGUCCUAAAACAGUGGUUCAUUCCCAACGCAGGCGUGACACUCUACCGUCCCCCCAAUGCACCAGCGCCCAUGACGAUGGAACAGUCCAUAACUCGGUUACAGAACAUGAUCAAGAGCGGGAUAAGUAUCCAGGAGAAGCUUCAUGAUGUGCAGAAGGAGUUCCCUGCUGGAUGGUAUGCUCUCGAGCAACAUCUUAAUGCGACUGGGCACUGGUACGAUAACCAGUACAAUUCAACAGUAACAACAACCUAUUGCGACUGGGAAUGCGGCAUUUGUUGCACUGGGUUUCGUCGUCGUAGAGACUGCGAGAACCAUGAGAUCAACGAGUGCUUCUACUGCGGUGAUUGCGAUCGCCAGUUCAACAGUUGGAAUGCUAUUCAGCAGCAUCUGAACUCAAGCCGGCACGGAGGAUCAAACCAAGUCACCCAGUAUCACGGAGGUGCCGUUUUUCAUUUUCAUUUUCAGCAGAACGGAGUCAAAUGCCCUUUCUGUUGUGCCAAUUACAACGCCGCAAGCGGUGUCGCACAUCAUCUCGAACGCGGAUGUUGUCCAAACGCGCCCUUGGACAGAGACACCUUGUACCAAGAGGUUAAGAAGCGCGAUCCCGACGGUCUGAUCACGAACCAGUUUCUUAAAUGGGAACCCACCGUCCACUACCAGGCGACAGAACUCGCAUUCAACAGUUACUACGGUGAAUACGAGUGCUACAUAUGCCAUGACUUGUUUCCAUACCUGUCCAGUCUGAACCAACAUCUCGACUCGCCUCGACAUCAGCGCGAUCUUUACCACUGCCCAAACAGGUCUUGCCUUAGGGAGUUUACUACACUUGCCGGACUCAUCAAUCACUUGGAGAGCGAGUCGUGCCGCUUCAUGCGUUUCCAGGCUGUUCAGAAUGGGAUCAGAGGGCUUUUCUCGUCGCAACGCAACGUCUCCUUCCGGUGA